UUCGCCUGAGAGAUUGCAUUGCUGGAAAUGAGAGUUGGAGGAGGACUGGGACCGGGGAUUGGAAUUCAGAGCUGGCGACAUUGAUUGAUUAGGUUUGCGGAAAUGGCGUGAGCUUUGGAGUAAAUGCGAGUGUGUCUGUGUUUGGGAGAGUAGAUUGAAGUAGCGAGCGCAUUGGUGUGAUUGAUUUUAUUGGUUUGGGAGUGAGAGAGGGAGGGAGGGAGGGUGGGAGGGAUGGAGUCGAGGAUGGAUCAGUACGAGCUGAUGGAGCAGAUCGGGCGGGGAGCUUUCGGGGCUGCGAUUUUGGUGCAUCACAAGGCCGAGAGGAAGAAGUAUGUGUUGAAGAAGAUCCGGCUUGCCAGGCAGACGGAGCGGUGCCGGAGAUCGGCUCAUCAAGAGAUGGCUCUUAUUGCCCGGAUUCAGCACCCGUAUAUUGUCGAAUUCAAGGAAGCUUGGGUUGAGAAGGGUUGCUACGUUUGCAUUGUCACUGGAUACUGUGAGGGUGGAGAUAUGGCUGAGUUGAUGAAGAAAGCCAAUGGGGUUUAUUUUCCGGAGGAGAAACUAUGCAGGUGGUUCACGCAGCUACUAUUGGCAGUUGAAUACCUGCAUUCAAACUAUGUUCUACAUCGUGACCUAAAAUGUUCCAAUAUAUUUCUGACGAAGGAUCAUGAUAUUCGUCUUGGGGAUUUUGGUCUUGCUAAAACUUUGAAGGCGGAUGACUUAGCUUCUUCGGUUGUGGGAACCCCCAAUUACAUGUGUCCUGAAUUGCUUGCCGAUAUUCCAUAUGGCUUCAAAUCUGAUAUCUGGUCUCUGGGCUGCUGCAUAUAUGAGAUGGCUGCUUAUCGACCUGCUUUCAAAGCUUUUGAUAUGGCAGGUUUAAUAAGCAAGAUCAAUCGUUCCUCUAUAGGUCCCUUGCCUCCCUGCUAUUCUCCAUCCUUGAAAACACUAAUAAAAGGCAUGCUGAGGAAAAACCCUGAGCAUCGGCCUAGUGCAACCGAGGUUUUGAAGCACCCUUAUUUGCAGCCUUAUGUUGAACAGUAUCGUCCGUCCUUCAUUACUCGAACAGCCUUUUCCCCAGAUAAGCCUAUCUAUGCAGCCCGUGAAUCUCGAAGACACUUGGCAGAAAGCCAAAGCAGUAAUGGUUCGAGCAGUGAUAAAGAUAGUUUACGUUCAAUUGAGAAACAUUUUCCAGAAAUGGAGUCGCACUGUGAUAAUAGAACCAGCAAGUCAUACUCGAUUUCCUUUGAUGACGAAGAGGGCCCUGAGCAUGGCAUGAAUGUUUGCACUGUCAGAAUGGAAGAACAAGAGUCGACUAGACCUUCAAAUCCUGAACCGAAAUCUAAUGUUGAAUUUCGGCAACCAAAAACCAUUAGGAAUAUAAUGAUUGCCUUGAAAGAAGGAAAAGUCAGGGAAAGUUCACCAAUGAGAAGUAAUUGUGUAAAGGUUGGUACCCCCACCCCAAAAACUAAUGCGGAAGCAGUGUCGAGAAUACCCAGGCUGACAGCUUUCCCUUCUGGUACCAAGGCUAGUCCUGAUACACCAACUGUUUUGCAAUCAAAGGCAGUCCCUGAUUCCGCAAAACGGGCACAUGGAUCCCAUCCUUUGAAGUAUCAGAUGCCUGUAAUUGAAUCUUCUCCAAAACCUAAACCCAGAAACGAUGGUACUCCUCCCCCUGUUCCUGUGAAACAAUUUAUUGAAGAUGGACUUCCUAAGUCUAGGCAAAGAACCCCCCCUACAAUGAUUAGACGCUCUUCCUUUCCUCCACGGAUGAAGAAAGUAGGGGCUGAUGCUCCAAAUGCAGUGAGCACUGCUCCUAGGGUAGGUCCAAGAGAGAUCUCUCAGGAACCUGAAAAGAAUCCUCUUCAAGUGCCCAAUGUUUGCCAAAGAAACAUAUCUAAAGAGGUAAUGGAAGAACCACGAAGAGAUCAAGAAAAAGGUUCAAAAGUAUUGCCAACUGACAGCAGCAAUUCUAUAUCCUCAUCUGUGUCUAUUCAAGCUUUUGAGAUUUGUGAUGAUGCAACGACCUCUUUUGUUGACAUGACAGAGCAGAUGACUCCUGAUAUUGGCACUGUCAUCCGACCUGAGAGUACCGAAUCUCCAUCAAGCAGCUGCACUGCUGCUCAUUGUCAUCCAGUGGUGUCAGAAACUUUGGAGACCCCUGGAAAUGAUAUUAAAUCCGAAUGCUUAGCUGAAACAUCCGAGGCUAAUUUAGUUCUUCACCAUAAAGCAGCUGAUGAUAAAAAAAUCAGUUCAGCUGUCACUCUUGAUGCCCCAGCCGCAGUUUCUGAAGAAAGACUUAUUUGCAGAGAUCAUACCCCUUUAAGCAGGCCAUGUAGUACCCCUGAAACAGUGGUCCAAUCAAAACCUACAUCUACAUCUAGUGGUCAUGACAAGUUCAUGGUGAGGGAACUUCUAUCCCCAGCAACAGACACUGCCCUAUCCACUGCUCCUCCCAACCAGAAAGGUUUCCAUGCAGAGAAAGGCACUAUUUUGCAAAAUCCAAUUGAAAUGCCAGCUGCGGCACAUCUUCCUCCCGCUUUUGAUGAUGUUAUACAUGUCAUACGCCAUAGUAGUUUCCGUGUUGGGAGUGAUCAGCCUGUAAUAGAAUCUGUGGAGAUGGGGGUUCAAAAUAUGGAUGUUGGUAAGCUGAUAAAUGUUGUAAGGGAUGAAAUGGAGAUACGAAAUGCAAGUUCCCCUAUGGCUCUUAAGUCAUCAACUUGCUCAGAAACUGUAAGCCCAAGAUCAAUUAAUUCUGAAAACAUUGGUGCCAAAGAAUCGGAGAUGGCAAAUCCUGUUCCUUCAGCUCAGCACAAAUGUGACCCUGCUGAACAAACAAAGCCCAAUCCUCCUGUUACUGAAGAUGAAGCACCAGAAAAGGACAUCAUGGAUGUCAAGUCUUUUAGACAGCGGGCCGAGGCUCUUGAAGAACUGCUAGAAUUAUCAGCAGAUUUGCUGCAGAGUAAUAGAUUAGAAGAGCUCGCAGUUGUUUUGAAUCCCUUUGGGAAAGAUAAAGUCUCUCCAAGAGAGACCGCUAUCUGGUUAGCAAAGAGUCUUAAAGGUAUGAGGACUGAGGAGGGCGGACGGAGUUCAAUCAGUUAAUGAAGCGUCAGAUCUAUAGUAAGCUUUCGCUUCUUAAUAUUACUAGACAUUGCAUUUCCAGUCUCAGUUUUUGCCACAGCUUUUAACAAUUCAAACCCCGUUUGAAUUUUCAAAGAGAGCAGCCCGGUGUUGAGUUUCUUCUAAUUCAUUUUGUGAUUCUUUGAAUGCCUUUCUCGCAAUGCAUUCGGUUGUUGUACAUAGUGACAGUACGCAAUACGUAUUAUAACAUUGUCUUCUGGCCAAAUGUAUGAUAUACUGUAGCUUGCAGUCAA
This is a messenger RNA of Argentina anserina (silverweed cinquefoil), 3368 nucleotides long. Its product is annotated as serine/threonine-protein kinase Nek5. Bases 232 to 3096 code for a protein of 954 amino acids. Lineage: Eukaryota; Viridiplantae; Streptophyta; Magnoliopsida; Rosales; Rosaceae. Gene Ontology annotation, molecular function: ATP binding; protein serine/threonine kinase activity. Gene Ontology annotation, cellular component: cortical microtubule. The transcript has 14 exons. The record is from RefSeq and is a predicted model, not a curated record. Gene Ontology annotation, biological process: protein phosphorylation; microtubule-based process.